This is a messenger RNA of Symbiodinium pilosum, 4455 nucleotides long. Lineage: Eukaryota; Dinophyceae; Suessiales; Symbiodiniaceae. The record is from the annotation of a GenBank genome assembly.
AUGGCAACUGAUGUCUCGAACAGCGAGCCGACCAAAGUGGGGCGCGACGACUGCGAGCUCAAUGCUGUGGUUGUGGGAAGUAAAAUAUCUGGUGCGGACGUGGUUGGUGAGGACAGAGGUUUGCUGACGGAUCCAGCAUCUGCAAGGGAGUUGGAACCCCGCUGGGUCGCGCGAUUAGCUUGCUACAUGUGCAUUGCUAUGUUCAUUGCAUACUUCGGCGGCAUGUUCACCAUGUGGAUAUUGGUGCGGCCCGCACGUUGCAUAGCUGAGCGAAAGCCUUGCCCAGCCUGCCCUGACUGCCCAGCUUGCCCAGCGGCAACUGCACUGGCAAAUGCCAGCGAUGCACCAGCUUCCUAUGGUUUCGUGUACACCGAGGAGGGCACUGCGAUCCUUGAAGAUCUCUUAGGGAUUGUGCGGAGUCAGGAUGCGCGGCAGGCACUCAUGAAGGCCGAGCAGCUGCUAAAGGACAAUCGCCAUUUCCUGGAUGCUUGCCAUCCUCUUAUGCACCGACUGGGCAGAACCUUGUACUUUGAGGCGGGCAAGGACGGCCUUGUCAAUGUCCUUGGCUCACUCCUCAAUUUCGACGACACUGCCCGCAGGGUGGCAGCAGAUCUUGUCACAAAAGGAUCUGCUCCAGGCUCAGCAACGGCGGGUGCCGCUGCUUCAAGGCGGGAUGUGGACCUGCUCAUGGUCUGCAACGCUGCAUAUCUCCAUGGCGCAAUUGAGCUCUUCCUCUCUAAAGCAGGUGCUGCAGGGAACUUCGAGGCCGCUACUCGCUUCGUGGCUUCUCAUGUCUGUCAGCGGAUGGGGCGAGAGUUCCGACCUCCAUGGGAGUGCUACCAUGGGGUCGGGCACGGUGUGGUGCAAUACUUUCGCGAUGUCAGCACACGAAAGGGUCUCCAGGACGCUCUGCAAGCCUCAGCAGUGCUCCGCAACAACCAGAAUACGCUUUGGAAUGGUAUCUGGAUGGACCAUUUUGCCUCCACCACCGUCUCCGGCCAUGACGCAGAUGAUGCGCAAGGUGCAUUAUCAAUUUGCACUGAUGCUAAUGCUGGAAAUAGCAGAGGCAAGGGCGAUUGCUAUCUCUACUCGCCGACGGCCUUUCUCUUGCAUCGCCCACGCAGCUACCUUGAGGCACUUCGCUGGUGCGAAAAAGGCUGCAGCGGGCGUGGCAACGGCUGCCUUUCUAGCUGCACAAGCGGCGUCGGAAUGCAGACUUUCAAAGAGAACUUGGACAAUUUGCGAUUGGUGCAGCGGGUUUGCAAGGCUGCCAAAUCGGGCUUAGCAAGCAGCUGCAUGCAUGGCGCCUAUGGCUACUACCACUUCGCCUUCGGAACCAAGGUUCCGAAAAGCUUGUGUCAGACAAUGGAGAACGAUGACUUGAAGAGGCAAGAUGAACUCAUCCUCCAGUGCUCACAAUCGCAGCUGCCAACCGCACCUCCUGUUCUUCAGGCCGCUGUCCCGCUAACAGACAUCGCAUGGGCCUGCCACUUCUCGGGCCAGCUUGCGAGCCGCACUCUACACGCGGUAAGGACUUUUCUUUGCGACAUUGGCGGCCAAUUCUCCAGCGCGGCUUUCCCUGCUGCGCAGCAAGCUUUUCGAGAUACCUCUCGCCCUGGGCUUCCUCACGUGGUUCUCGAGUUGGGUGAUCGCUGUGUUGUCUACAAACCACCUUCCUUCUGGCAGGUGGAUGAUGGCAAAGACGAGCCCCAGGACGACUCGCUGCGGCUUUCGCAAUUCACACAGGCAAUGAACCCUACUCGCUGCUGGUCAAUCCUGGAGGACAGAAGCCACGGACGUGGGUUUCUGCAUCGCCUGGACAUUCCCACAUCUGGGCUGAUUCUGACGGCAAAGACGCAUCGUGCCUUCUAUGAUUUGCGGCUGCAGCUGGCACUUGGCCAGAUGAAGCGGGAGUAUUGUGUCCUCAGCCAUGGCAGCGUACCACCAGCACGACGCGUUGUUCGUUGCCGAGUCCACUGGUUUGGAAAUGGCAGACAGGCUGGCAGCAUCGUUGCUCCUGCUGGCCGCCCCGCCUCUUCGAGGUUGAAGGUUUUGGGUGUAGCCGACCUUGCCGAGCAAGUGUUCAGCCUGCUGGCAAUUCACAUCCUGACUGGGCGGCAGCAUCAGAUCCGGCUGCAGAUGUCCCACAUAGGUCACGCCACGGUCUCCGACAAGAGAUAUUUUUCCGCGCGAAACUGCUUGGAGGACAUGACCUGGUGCCCUCGUAACUUUUUGCACCGAUACCGCCUGGCCUUCCUUGACCUGCGGGGAUGCCACGCAGAGGUUCGGGAGCCUUUGCCCUCCGACCUCCGCGGAGCCAUGCAAGUGCUGAACUCACGGUGCUCCAACUGCAUGGCGGAGAACUUCCGGUGUCCAUUGCAGGCGACGAAGUCCGUAGACGACAUGCUCAGGCAUGGCCUAUCUGUGGAGAAUUUGGAAACCUUAGAUCAAGCUGGCAGUGGUCGCGAGCCACUGAUACGGUAUGAAGGGUCCCAUGGUCAGCUGUUUGCGCAGCAGGCCUCAUUAGUGGACGAAGGGGAGGUCACAGACGUCCACUCGCCAGAGGAUGCUCAGGAACAGUCCCAGUUCUUGCAUGCAGCCCUGGCCUCUCGCUUUGAGCGACAUCCCAAUGGCUCUCAAGGCGGGGCAGUGCCCUUAGCAUGGUUGACCAUUGCCUUGGAGAAGGAGCUUCUUCGUCACAUCCGCCUCUUCGGCUUCUUCCCGCAGUACGAGCAGCGUGCGCUCGCUAUCGUCCCUGAGCUGAAGGAGCUUUUGGUGGAGGUUUCCCGCGCGACGGCCACUUCCCAGAUGGCAAAAGCUAUCAGAAAGCAGUGCAUGGCCAACCGUCUUGUGGCUUUCUUGCUGCAAAGUCCCGGUUUCAUCUUCGAGCCCGCAGCUUCGGAGGACCCCGCAGCGCGUUUGCUCAAGGGCCUGGUGCGCCGUGAGGAGUCUCCAGCCGCCUCCAGGGAGGCAGUGUCGUCCGGGAUCUCACGGCCCACACUGGUGGGUGAAGGUCGACGGGCAUGGCGUCGCCCCAUGCCCGCAGAAAUGCCAAAGUCUGCAGUUGAGCUGACGGAGGUUUGCGAGAGCUUACAGUUUGAGGCAGGUUCCUCCCAGCUUUGGGCUUUGUUCCUCAGAUCUCAAGGAUCCCGAAGCAAGGAGGCUGCCCUCAUGGCGCUGGAGUUUGAAGUUGCAGCUCUGCGUGCUGGAGUCCGCCGAUCACACUACAAAGAAGUCGCGCCGGGGCUUUUGCUUCUUGCGGCCUGCGAAGGUUCGCCAGAGCUCCAGCUCUUGAGCAUGGCCGGCGAGCUCACGACGCUUCGGAGACCACCAGUCCUGCUGUGCAAGCCUGCUGCAUUCGCGACUAUACCAGACUUGGCGCUUGCAGUGUCCGAGUUGCCUAUGCUGGGGGAGGGCAAGUCUUGGUGGUUGGAUGUCUUGCUGCGCGAGCCUCAAGUUGACGCCUCGCUGCUUCCUCUCAAGCACUGCCAGGGGGCAGACCUCGCAUUAGAGGUCAUGGCAUCGCUAGCUACGCCCAGCCUUUGCGCAAGCCUCAAGCGCGAAUCAGAACCAGGGCACAUCCGCUUGGUGGCUUUCCAGGCAAAUGGUAACUCUUUCCUGUUGGGAUGCGAGGUUCCAGAAUUGCUGCGCCCAGCGGCCAUGGCACUGCCACUUUCGUGGCAUCAAAUGUGGUCUGCUCGCUCUUUCAAGUUCUCCGCUGGGAUUGAUUCUUAUGUGGCAAGUGCUGUCGUCUCCAUUGCCUUCCUGGAGUGUGAGAAAAGAGCCGGAACUCGGACUGCUUUAGCACUGUCUUUGUUGGAUGCCUGCUGUGGAAGCGGCACCCUGGCUGCUGUUGCCGCUGCAUCGGGCAAAUUUGCUUCCGUGAUUGCCAGCGACAUAGACCCCACGUUUGUGACAAGGGCGCGUGAGAACUUCGCAUUUUCAAACCUUCAACAGCAUGUCCGUGUGGUUGUGCAUGAUGCCACUGCUUCGUUUGUAGGCAUAGUCCAAGCACCGGAUGUGGUGGUGGCGAACCCCCCGUGGGGUUGGCGCAUUGGCUCUGGCCCUGGCACAUCUUUGCAAAUCGUACGCAAUCUCUUGCAGGAGUUUCCGCAAGCAGUCAUUGCUUUGAUUUGCCCCGAGCUGCCGCUAGAGCGAGAUGUGCGAGAGAGUGGGUUCGUGCUUCGCUGGAGCUGCACCUUGGGCCAGAGCGCAGUGUGGAUCCUCGUGCCCGCUGAGCCUCCAGAGAAAGAAACUGAAUUGUGCAAAUCGGCGGCUGACCUUGCAAAGCAAACGCUCUCAGGUAUGCAAGCUCAUGUUUUUGUGCGGCUUGAGCCGUCAAGUGACACAUGUGCUAAGAUUCCCAAGCUGCGCAGCACUGUGCGCAACAGGGUCGUUCAAGCGAUCAUCCUACCGGCAGAUGAGAGUAUGAAGAUAGACUUUUUCAUGCAGUAG